AUGUGGAAAUACUUGUCAAUGUGGGAAUGUUUGUCAAUGUGGGAAUGUUUGUCAAUGUGGGAAUGUUUGUCAAUGUGGGAAUGUUUGUCAAUGUGGGAAUGUUUGUCAAUGUGGGAAUGUUUGUCAAUGUGGGAAUGUUUGUCAAUGUGGGAAUGUUUGUCAAUGUGGGAAUGUUUGUCAAUGUGGGAAUGUUUGUCAAUGUGGGACUGUUUGUCAAUGUGGGACUGUUUGUCAGUGUGGGAAUGUUUGUCAAUGUGGGAAUGUUUGUCAAUGUGGGAAUGUUUGUCAAUGUGGGACUGUUUGUCAAUGUGGGACUGUUUGUCAGUGUGGGAAUGUUUGUCAAUGUGGGAAUGUUUGUCAAUGUGGGAAUGUUUGUCAAUGUGGGAAUGUUCUCCCUGCAACUGA
Molecule: messenger RNA, 405 nt
Organism: Candidula unifasciata
Lineage: Eukaryota; Metazoa; Mollusca; Gastropoda; Stylommatophora; Geomitridae
Source: the annotation of a GenBank genome assembly